Molecule: messenger RNA, 2244 nt
Organism: Sorex araneus (European shrew)
Lineage: Eukaryota; Metazoa; Chordata; Mammalia; Eulipotyphla; Soricidae
Gene: ZCCHC12
Product: zinc finger CCHC-type containing 12
Exons: 4
Coding region: 534-1757 (407 amino acids)
Cellular component (GO): nucleus
Molecular function (GO): zinc ion binding; nucleic acid binding
Source: RefSeq, a predicted model, not a curated record
UUGUCUCAGUGGGCAGAGGAUAAAAGCAGCCCUGGAGGCCGUGGGAACCGCGCUGCCCCGACUCGGCUACCCCUUGCUGGGCGGCCGUGCGGAGCAGCUCUGCCUGGCGUCUCCGGGUCGCUUAGCGGCCGAGGAGACGCCAUCCCUUUGCCCUUUUGUAGGAUCGCCGAAACCCGGAGGGCGACAUCCAUUGCUGUCACCACUGGAAAGCCCGCUGCCCAGCAGCAAAACGCAGGCCAUUGAAACCAAAUCUGAAACUGAAUUCUGUGAGACUGAUUGCAGAGCUGCCCAGUCUUGGUGCCUUUAGGUUCCCCGGAUCAGCGACCCAAUCCCCAGGGUGGACGAAGAUUGAAUAUAUCCCGGAGGUGAGCUUUGUCUGAAGCCACCGGUUGCAGACCUGGAAGUCAAAUAAAGCCUUCCCACUAAAAUCAGACGAAGACGGAGUCUGCGAGCGUGCCAGCAGAUUAGGUUUUCCUGAAAAGCCCUAGCUGCUUGUGAUCCUUGGAGCCUCCAACCUCCAAUCGGCACCGAUCAUGGCUAGCAUCCUGGCCCGGAUGGCGAGUAGCCGUAGGCAGAAUUCCUCCUUGCCGCCUUGGGCUUAUUCCAUGCUGAGGUCCUUGAGGUCUAGUCUUCGUCCUUUGAUAGCUAACAUGGCAGAGAGAAACAUGAAGCUGUUUUCUGGGCAGGUGGUGCCAGCUCAGGGGGAGGAAACCUUUGAAAACUGGCUGACCCAAGUCAUUGGGGUCCUGCCAGAUUGGAAUAUGUCUGAGGAGGAAAAACUUAAGCGUUUGAUGAAAACUCUUCGGGGCCCUGCCAGGGAAGUCAUGCGUUUGCUGCAGGCCUCGAACCCUAACCUCAGUGUGGCCGAUUUCUUGCGAGGGAUGAAAUUGGUGUUUGGGGAGUCUGAAAGCAGUGUGACUACCCAUGGGAGGUUUUUCAACACCCUGCAGGCCCAAGGGGAGAAGACCUCCCUGUAUGUGAUACGGUUAGAGGUGCAGCUCCAGAACGCAAUUCAGGCAGGGAUUAUAGCUGAGAAAGAUGCAAAUCAAAUUCGCCUGCAGCAGCUCCUUUUAGGGGCUGACUUGAGUAGGGACAUGCGCUUCCGGCUGAAGCAUUUUCUCAGGGUGUAUGAGAAUGAGCAGGAGGGCAUUCCUGAUUUCCUGGAAUUAAUCAGAAUGAUCAAAGAGGAAGAGGACUUGGAUGAUACUUUUGUGAGAAGCAAGCGUGCCAGAAGAGAUGAGUCAACGGCGGGGAGGGAAGCCAGCCCAGAGGCAACUGAGGCCUCUUCCCCCAUGGCGAUCAGCAAUGCUGACUCUGAAGUGAUAGAGAUAGAUGACAGCCUUGAUGAGGACUCAGAUGAGGAUGUGAUACUGGUGGAGUCUCAGGAUCCCCCGCUUUCAUUCUCAGGUUCUCUUCCCCCCAGACGCAGUCCCACACCCGAAGAUGAAGUGCUUAUCAUUGAUUCUCCUAACAGUUCCCCACCUCAGUCUCCUUCCACAAGUGGGGUUUCUCAGUUUAAUAAUAGUACUGGGGAGAUGCGCCGAGCCAGGAAACGCAAAUACACUCUCCACUGUUCUUACUGUGGGGAGGAGGGUCACUCUAAGGAGAACUGUGAACUUGACAGGGCCCACACAUUUGAGAAUCUGAUCGUCACUCUGCAGGAUUUAACACAUAUGGAGGAGGAAGGGGCCAGAGAGGUCCCUGGGUAUCUGAAUAACCCCUAUGAGCUGUAUGAGAUCCUUAACCCUCUGCUUUAGAUGAGCACGAGCUUAUGCUCAUUCCAGUCAUGGGAAAACAGGGAGGGAGGCUUCUAAUUGCAUGAAUUAAUCUAUAAAGGGGUUUGGUUUGGGGGUGUCAGAGAAAACAUCUUGGCACCAGCCCAGUGACCUCUGUUCUUCCUCCCUCACCGCCGCACUCACCCCUGUUGCCCUAGUAUCUGUUUUCUUUGUGUGCCUGUUUCUUUGACAACUUUAUUCUCUUCACGAAAGUGGUUUCAUUCAUUGUUAAGUCAUCAAAAAUAAAGAGUAUAAACAGUGCAGGAAAAUGCACUCUACCUAUGUAUAAUCUUUGUCAACCCUUUGAUGAAUGUUUAUCUAGAUAUUUCCCUCUAUUUGUGUAUCCAGAUAGAUCUUUGUCAAGAUACAACUAAUCAAAUAUAAGUGCUGCUCUAUAGUCUGUAUUUUUUCACCAAACUAUCUAUGUUGUAAACUUCUUUCUAUGUGAAUAAAGAUAGUCAUAACUAUU